This is a messenger RNA of Anopheles coustani, 2040 nucleotides long. RefSeq names its product neural cell adhesion molecule 2-like. NCBI's taxonomy places the organism in Eukaryota, Metazoa, Arthropoda, Insecta, Diptera, Culicidae. The transcript has 11 exons. Gene Ontology annotation, biological process: homophilic cell-cell adhesion; synapse organization. The coding region runs from base 1 to 2040 and encodes 679 amino acids. Gene Ontology annotation, cellular component: plasma membrane; neuronal cell body; axon. Gene Ontology annotation, molecular function: axon guidance receptor activity; protein binding. The record is from RefSeq and is a predicted model, not a curated record.
AUGAGGUUGGCGCGUGGCUGUAUGGAAAUUUACAACCGUCGGCGGCCGGCCGGGGACGCUUCCGGUGCUCCGGUGGAGAUGAAUGCCACGGGGCGGGAGAGCACGCUCCGAGCGUACGACAGUUGCAGCGAUGGCGUGGCGGCGUUGGUGGCUUUUCCGGCCCACACCGUGGCCAGCAGCAGGGUCGAGGGAGCGGAAGGACGGAGCACUGGUGGGGGCGAUCCGGAGCACGACACGGCAACGACUCCGUGGCCCGCCUGCGACUUCCAAGACGAACGCAGGGACAGCUCCGGUACAAGCUUGCAUCGAUCGCUUACGACGGGAAGGACGCAGCAGGAGGAGGAGAAUGACGAGGAGGUGCAGGACAAACAAGGCGGCCGAUGGAAAAUACGCGGCAGGCUCUACCAUCGAUCCCGCGUGCACCUGUUGCUGGUCGCUGUCGUGCUGCUGACACAAAUGUUUGUAAAUAUUAGAAUAGGAGAAGCAGCUAGUCAAAUACUCAACAAAGCAGAACCAUUGUUCAUCUCAAGAUCAGAAGCAUUCAAGUUCGCCGUUGGCGAUGUCAUCACACUUCCAUGCGAAGUAGCUUCUCCAGGUUCCUACGUGCUGGCCUGGAAGCGGGGCAUUGCGAUCCUGACCGCGGGCUCGGUCAAAGUGACGCCGGAUCCACGCGUGCGGCUCGUCAACGGUUACACGCUGCAGAUACGGGACGCGGUACCGCAGGAUGCCGGUGACUACAUCUGCCAGAUCGCGAUGCUGGACCCGCGGGAAAUCACGCACCACGUGGAAAUUCUCGUUCCACCAAAAAUUACGCACGUCACGUCCGGUGGACAUCUGCAGGUACGAAAGGGUUCCCCGGUCCGGCUCGAGUGUUCUGCUACUGGCAAUCCUAUGCCAAACAUUACGUGGACAAGGAAAAACAAUCUACUGCCAAACGGCGAGGAACAAUUCACCAAUCCUGUGUAUGUCAUUGAGAACAUGGACCGACACAAGGGCGGAACGUACAUCUGCACUGCCAACAAUGGCGUCGGACAAGUGGCGACUAGUCAAAUCAUCUUGCAUGUCCUUUAUCCACCGGAGAUAAGCGUGGAAAACCCGAUCGUUUACUCCGGCGAAGGCCAGGAGGCGAUGCUCGUGUGUAUCGUGCACGGUGAAUCUCAACCGGAAGUACUGUGGCACAAGGACACGAUGCAGAUCGAUCAAACCGAGCGGCACGUGAUCGAGAACCGGGGCGCCCGGCACACCCUCAUCAUACGGAAGGUGCACGCGCAGGACUUCGGCAACUACUCCUGCAUCGCCGACAACCAGCUGGGCAAGACGCGCAAAACGGUGACGCUGACCGGGAAGCCGAAGACGGCCGUCUUCCGGUCGGUGCCGAACAGCCAGUGGAAGGACAAGUACAACAUUUCCUGGAUCGUCGACUCACACUCGCCGAUCGAAGAGUACAAGCUCUACUAUCGGCAGGUCGAUGGGGACACGCUCCAGGCGCACGACGGCAUUUUCCUCGACAACCGGAAACCGCACCCCAGCUACAUGGGCGACAAUAUGUUGGACUACAAUCGGAAAAUCAGCUCGUACGACAGCUACUCGUACAACAAUGGCUACCACAACCUGCACCACAAAUGGUCCAAGACGGACUGGCGGGACAUAGUGCUGCCGGCGUUUCCCUACUCGCACCACUACACCCAGGGCAUCAGCUAUCUCAUACGGGGCCUCGAGCCCGACCAGCAGUACGAGGCACGGGUUCAAUCCAGAAACCGGUACGGUUGGAGUGACUUCUCCGAGAGCUUUCUGUUCACCACGUCAAAUACAGAUACAGAGAUACGGGAUCUAAGCGUAACUCACUACAGCUCGUCGCGAGGAUCGAGACAACACAUCAAUGCUCUUUCUCUCUCUUCCUUCCUUUCUCUCUCUCUCUCUCUCUCUUCCGUUUUCUCAAAGCGAUUCUAUUCUAAUUUUGCCUAUCCUUGGACGUUAUGUAUUCAUGACUCUCCGUCUUCCACUCUCACCGCACAGGCAAAUUGCGUCUUCUGCAUUUAA